Paramecium tetraurelia is the source of this 7260-nucleotide messenger RNA. RefSeq lists its product as uncharacterized. The record is from RefSeq and is a predicted model, not a curated record. The transcript has 2 exons. Gene Ontology annotation, molecular function: protein binding. Lineage: Eukaryota; Ciliophora; Oligohymenophorea; Peniculida; Parameciidae.
AUGUCAGGCCUAUUGGAUAAAGUAACAUCCACAUUACGUGGAGGUGGUUGUGGAUCUACUAAAACAAUUCCCUACACAGAUGUAGACUUAAAGUCCGAUAUUUAUGAUACAGAUAUUUUCAUUACUAGAUUUGAUUCUAUUGUCUAAAUUAUUUCUAGUAAAGCAACUGUUGCUGCUAACUAAUCAGAAGCCUAAGAAAUAAUGAUAGCCAUAUAAUGGUUUAUUUUUUAAGAGGAAAACAUUUACAAACUCAUCAAAAAUGAAGAAAAGGUCAUGAAAUCAUACAACUUAAUUAUAGAUGGAAUUUAAAAAUUAUUGAAAAGUUGUUUAAUCUACAUCAGAACGGAUUCAUUUAAAAGUUUAUUUAUCUUAAGGAUAUCCGCAUCUCUAUCUAAAGUGAUAUUUAGUUUCCAUAUGAGAAAAGCGUAAAGGUUCAUAAAUUGGGAUACUUAGAAUCAAAUUUUGGAUAUUUGUGAUCAAUUAAGAUAAGAAAUGUCAAUAGAGAAAAAUGAUUUAAUUCAAAUAUAAUUGGAACUUUACCUUUCUCUAACUUAAACUUCUUUUCAGAUGGCCCCAAAUAAUGGUAAAGAAAGGGAAGAUAUUUUACAUGGUUGUUUAGAAGGUAUCAUUAACUCAAUAUUUGAUAUGAAACCUAGUGUUGAUUUGUUUAAAUCAUUGUAUAAGGGAGCCGUUCUGCUUUAUGAUGAUUAUACAGUCUAGAAAAAUAGAAAAUAAUAUGAAAGUUAUUUUUAAAUAGAUAUUUUGUAAUGGGAGAUCAUAAAUAAUUUGAAAAAUGACAGCUAGAAUUUGGAAGAAAUACUAUUACAUAUGAAUAAAAUACACGAAAAUCUUGUGAAAAAUUAAAGUAAUUGGAAAAAUCAUUUUUUGUGGAUUUAAAUGAUUGGAAAAAUCAUAACUUAUCAUCCUCUAAUAACAAAAAAAAAAUUAAACCAGCUUACUAGCCCCUUCAAUUUUUAAGCCAAAUCAAAUUUCAUGUGGAAGGAAUAUCAGAACAAAGGGUUUCUAAUGUAAUUGAAUCAUAGCAAUGACUAAGCUUUGGUUUUACUAAAUUAAUUUAAAAAUAAAGAACUAUCUUAAAUUGAUAAAUUAAUACUAGAGGACACUUUCAUAGAAUGGGAAAACCUCAUGUUGCUUAAAGACUUCUUAGUGAAUUAAAAAACUGAUAAUAUCUAUUUCACAUUUGGUUCUUAUUUAAAAUUAAAAUUAGGAAGUAUAGAACCCUAAAAAGAUGAAUAAAAGACAAUCUGCAAAAUUUAACAAUUUCUUGAUUUCAUCAUUUCCAAUAAAUUGCUAGCUUUGAUUCAGGAAAAUUAUGAGAGAUUGGGGAUCAUAGUUAAAGAUUUUUUAAAUUUUAUCAAAUAAAAUAUGUAUUUUGAUGCCAAAAUAGAAUAAGCCAAGCAUAAUUCAUAAUUAAAAAAAAUAAAUCUCAACUUCAAAGAAUUUUUCCAAAACGCCCUAAAAAUCAUUAAAAUUAUUAGGCUAAGUAAGAGGAAAUAAAACUUUUAAUUAGAAUAAUUUGAUUAGAAAAAAAAUAAUGAAUUUUAAAUUUUUUAAUAGAUUAAAUACAUUUUGAGACUAUUAGAAUAAAUAUUAUCAUAAGCAAUUUAAGAUCUUAAUAGUAAGAAAAAUGAACCUAAUGAAAGUAAAGUGAUGUAAUAAUAGUUAGAAGAGAUUUAGAAGUAAUUAUAAAAUCUAAAUCUAACAGAAGAAAAUUUUUCUUUCUUAAAUAAGUUUUAGUAGAAGCUAAUUGCCUUAAUUAGUGCAACUCCUAACUUGAGAAGUUUUUUGAAAGAAGCUUAAUGCAUGCUAAAACUAAUUGAAUAAACUGUAAAAUAAGUCUCUGAGCUAGAAAUUUUGUUACUUCAAAAGAAGAGCUUAAUUUAAUACUUUUAAUGUUUAUUGAAUAACCUUAAUUCUUAUUAUGAACACCAGAUCUAAGAACUUCAAAAUUAAUUUAACGAAUUAAAUUUAAGGUUGUAGACAUUUCUAAUUUUACAGUAUGAAAUAGACACUGUUUCUUCACCUGAAUAAUUGAAAGAAAUUUAAAAAAAAUAUUCUUAGUAAGUUUCAUUUUAAUUUCUACACUAACAAAGACUGAAUAUUUUAAAACUUAGAUCGCAAUUAAUCACUUUCAAAGAAUGUUUUUAAAAUAUAUUCUCAAUUCCAUCAUAAGAAUUUUUAAAGUAUCUAGGUGAAAUCAAUUUAGAUGGGUUUCCUCUUAAUGUAAUUUAGAGUUAUCCAAAACAAAUAAUCUGCUGUGACAGUUAAAUAUACCAAUAGGCUAUUGCUGAUUUAAUGAAGUUAGAAAUUACAUAACAAGACUAUUAAAAUAAUUUAAUAAUAUUAAAAGGAAGUUUAGAUCUUCUUAUAUUUUAAUUAACUUUAGAAGAAAAAAUGAUUGAUUUGGAAAGAAUACAUUUAGAAUUAAUUGAAAAGGAGUUUGGAGAAUUAUUUGAAGAAACUAAUUCUUUAACUAUGACACUUAUAAGAAAUUUUUCUAUAGACUAAUCAAUAAACAUUAUUGAAAAUAAAAAUCUCAAUCAAGAUUAAUUGAAAAUUGAGAGAUAAAAGUAUGAGAUAUUACUAUAAUAAUUAAGAAAAAUUAACUACUAAGAAAAUUGCAAGGAAGGAGAAUAAAUACAAUUACUGGUUGAAAAUGUUGUUAAAUUAUUGAAAGCUUCCAUUAACUAAGAACUGGAAAUUUUUAGAAUGCCAAUCAUAAAAAGAAUAAAUGAUUUAAAAGUAAAAUUUAAUGAAUUAAAAACAAAAUAUGAUAAGAUCAAGGAAGAAGAUAAGGACGAAUCUAAUAACCAAAAUAGAAAAAAUUUAUCAAUCAUUAUUAACAUUCUAUAAUUAUUGUAAAUUAAAGCUAGAUAAACCAGGCAAAAGUUAGCAUAAUUCUUUGAAAAUGUUAAAAAUUUUACUAAAAGUCGUGAUGUUCUAUAAGAAUGUUAUGAGGAGAUGUAUAUAGGUUUUUUAAGUUGUUUUUAAAACCAGUUAAACCAAUUGAAGGAAUAUCAAUUCACAACUGCGAAUUUAAAAUAAUAUGAAACAGAAUCAAGUAAAGAAUACUUUUCAAGAAUUUCGAUCAACUUGUAUGAUGAAAAUUAAUCAGAUUAAAAGAAUACUUAAAUAAUAAAUAUUGUUCAUUUUCUCUAUUAGUUAAUGGCUGAAACAAAAGAAAAGCUAAUGAAGUCUAAGUGGAAAUUCAUAGAAAUUUAGUUUGAUCAAGAGUACCUAAUUUAAUUAAGUAAAAUAUUAUACCUAUAAGAAAAUUAUGAGGAAUAAGAAGUUAAAACCAAUCAGUAAGAUCAAUUCUCUAAAGAUUAAUACAAUAAUGAUGAAUGGAAAAUUAAAUAGGGAUUAGUUUUAACAAUAAUUUAGAUUUCAUUGCAUAGCUUUGCAGAAAAAAUUACUCAAUUUUGUUAAAAAGAGUUAAUUGAAUUAUGGGUUCAAGAAAAAGAUCUAAGAGUUAGAAACCUUUUGAAAAAUGAAAAAUUGAUAAGUAUGUAAAUGCAGAUUUUAUCGAAAGAUUGGUAGACUUAAUAAGAUAGAAUUGCAGGGGAAAUGUAGGAAAUGUUGAGCAGAAUUGAUGAAUUGUAAGAAUAAAUUUCUCAUGAGGCUAAUCUCAACAAACGAGAUCUGUGCCUUAAAGAACUUGAUGAAACAACAGAGCAAUUAGAUUAAUACAUUAAAAAUAUUAGUGAAAUGGGUUAAUAAUUGAGACUGCUAACCGAUUUUGUUAAUCAUAUCAGAAAAGGCUUGAUUAGAGUGGAGGGGAAAAUCAAUGAAAUGAAGGAAUAACUCAAAAACAUAGGUAACGAUAUUAAAUUCUUGAGAGGAAAAUCUGUUGAAUAAUUAUUUGAAAUUAGAAAAUGGAAGGUGUUGAAAGAAGCUGCACUUAAGAAUACAAAAUCCAUUUACGUACCAUUAGAAACCAAGGAGAUUUAUCAUAAAGCAAUAGUAGACGAAAAGAAAGAGGAGAGUAUCUUGAUAAAUUUGGAGUAAAUUAAUGAUACAAAAGGAGAAGUGAAUGAGUUUUUAUUAGAAGAGAAAGAAACAGUGUUAUUAAUUCAUGGAGUAGCUGGAUCUGGUAAAAGUACGACAGCUAAGAAAAUAGAAGAAUUUAUUUGGAAAUUACAUAACAAUAAUAAAAAAAUAAGAAAUCGAAUUCUCAUCCCCAUUUAUAUUUCCUUACCCUCUUUAAAAAACCCUGUAUUUUAAGCAGUAGAGGAAACACUUCAUCAAGAUGAGUACGGUUUUGACGAUCUUUAAUUAAAAGAAUGCAAAGAGAUGUUAGAGAAAAAUGAAUUUAGAUUGUUAUUGAUAAUGGAUAGCUAUGAUGAAAUGAAACUAGAGAAUAUUUAGAAAAAUUUAUAUAUGAAUAAUAAAGUCAAAUAGAAUUGGUCAGACCCACUUGUUAUUUUUACUACAAGAAGUGAAAUUUUUACAAGCGUUAAUUAUGCCUUAUGGUUUGCACCUGAAAAAAAAGAAAAUUUAAAGGAAGUUCAGCUUGAAAAAUUUAAUCUAAAAAAAAUAAAAUAAUAUUUAAAAAAGUUUGCAAUUUAAAGUAUUAAAAUGUUGAUUUACGAAUUAUAUGAAUGGUAAUCUUAAAUUUCAAACCGAGGAGAGUAGGAUAUCAAUAAUUUUGAAGUUAAUUGGGAAAAAUUGUUUGAAUAGUGUUUGAGUUUGGAGGCAACAAAGGCUAAUAGUGAAGCUCUUUUGAAUUAAAAAGAAAUAGAUAAUAUUUUAUCAUUUUUGAAGAUUAAUUAAUUCUUUAAUUUAAAAAGUGUUGAAGCUUUAAGAAAUCUAAUGGUAAAAUUAUAAAAACUAUGGAGUGUUGAAAAGUAUGAAAAGAUGAUGAAUCAAAUAAAUUUAUAUAGAUUGAUAGAAACUCCCUAUAUGAUGGAAAUAAUAGUUUAAGUGUUGCCUAAAAUGAUGGAGAAGGCCUCAGAGAUAAUCAAUUUGAGAUUAAAUUUUCUAAAAAACUUCCCAAUUAUGCUUUAUGAGUUUUACAAAAGCAAAAGAAAAAGUAUAGAGCAUAGAAUAAUAAUGAAAUAGAAUAAAUUAAUGAAAUAGGAUAAUAGGAUAAUAAUGAAAAAGAAUAACAGAAUAAUAAUGAAAAAAGAAAAACAGGAUAAUAAUGAAAAAGAAUAACAGGUUACCUAAACCGAUGUGGAAAACUUGGAUAAAAUUAAUUACUUUGAAAUUGCUGUUGAGGUCUGGAAUAAAAUGGAAGAAAGUUCAAUCGCUAUCCACUUUCAAGAAUUAAAUCUUAACAAAAAUCUCUUUUUCGAACACUCCCUUAAACACUUCAACAAUUCAUUUUAAAAAAUUAGCAUUCUGAAAGAUAGAAUGAUCGAAGUUGUUCGCAAUGCAUUAUCUGAACUCAAUCUUACAAGUUUUGACUUUUACGAUGAAUUUAUUAAUUAAUAUCAUCAUCAAUAAAUCGAAAAGUAGAGAAACUUGGGAAAAUCAUUACAUAUUGAUAGGUUCUUACAUGACUUAAAAAAGUAUUCAAUCAAUCUUGCGAAAGUAAUGAGUGCAAAAUAAACGACAUAGGUUUAAUAUUAAUAAUAAGGAUUUUUGUAUUAAGAAGAAAGAGAAGAUGAAAAGUGGUAAAAUGAAUUUUUUAAUGAUGAUGAUCAUUAAUUUGGUUCUUAUAAGAAGGAUUUAAGAAGUUGCUCUCUAAUCAAAUAAAAAGGUAAUAACUUUUAAUUUGUCCAUAAGUCAAUUCAAGAGUUUUAUAUAGCGGCUGAUUUAUAUUCUGUAUUAGUGGUAUCUAAAGAACUUAAUAAGCAGACAUUCAAUUGGAUAUUAGAAUAGCUAUCAAAAGAGAACAAUUAUGAUAAGAAUUGGUUAGAAUAUUCACCACAUUUAAUAAAUUAAGAGAAAAUAAUUAAGUUUCAUGUUUUAAUUAGAGAUUUGAAAGUAAAUGCUUUUAAAAAAAAUAUUGAAUCAACGCUAAGUCUUUUGAAAACAUUGAAUAAACAUGAAUUUUUUUUAGAUAAUUAUUCUAUUGAAACAUAUGUAGAAUCUAGAAAGUAUUUAAUCUAAAAAAUAAAAAAUGAAGUAUCAAUAAUUGAGUUUUUGAAAUUUCUGGUUCAAUUGACGGCCAUUGAAAGUAGUUUUAUAUAGGGAGGAUCUAACUCACUGAAUUUAUUAGUUGAGAUGUAAAUUGAUCUAACUAAUCACAAUUUUGAGAAAAUAAGAAUCAAAAAUACUUCCAUAGUUGGAGGAAAUUUUUUUCAAAGUAAUUUAAACUAAUCUGAAUUGACUGAUGUGAACAUAAAUGCAAUUAAUCUAAAUAGAGCUUAAAUGUUUGGGUGCAAAUGGAAGAGAAUAAAGAUUAAUGAUAUAUAUUCAUUAGAUGGUCAUUCAAGAUAUGUUAACACAGUCAAUUUUUCUCCUGAUGGUAAUAUGUUAGCGUCUUGUAGUUUGGAUAAGUCAAUCCGUUUAUGGGAUGUUAAGACCGGAUAAUAAAAAGCCAAAUUAGAUGGUCAUGAUGAUGCAGUUUCUUCAGUCAAGUUCUCUCCUGAUGGUACUACGUUGGUAUCUGUUAGUUCAGAUUCCUCUAUUCGUUUAUGGGAUGUUAAGACCGGAUAAUAAUUCGCCAAAUUAGAUGGUCAUUCUGAUGCAGUUUAUUCAGUCAAUUUCUCUCCUGAUGGUACUACAUUAGCAUCUGGUAGUUAAGAUAACUCUAUACGUUUAUGGGAUGUUAAGACAGGAUAAUAAAAAGCCAAAUUAGAUGGUCAUUCGCAUUUUGUUUAUUCAGUCCAUUUCUCUCCUGAUGGUACUACAUUAGCAUCUGGUAGUCGGGAUUUUUCUAUCCGUUUUUGGGAUGUUAGGACCGGAUAAUAAAAAGCCAAAUUAGAUGGUCAUUCAUCAACAGUUACUUCAGUCAAUUUCUCUCCUGAUGGUACUACAUUAGCAUCUGGUAGUGAAGAUAACUCUAUCCGUUUAUGGGAUGUUAAGACAGGAUAAUAAAUAGCCAAAUUAGAUGGUCAUGAAAAUGGAAUUCUAUCAGUCCAUUUCUCUCCUGAUGGUACUACAUUAGCAUCUGGUAGUGGAGAUAACUCUAUUCGUUUAUGGGAUGUUAAGACAGGAUAAUAAAAAGCCAAAUUAAAUGGUCAUUCAUCAACAGUUACUUCAGUCAAUUUCUCUCCUGCUAUAAGGUACUAUCGGAUUAAACUAUGGAGUGUACACAAAAUAUUCAUUGUUUUCAACUUUAUGGAUUGA